AUGUCAGCCACCUGGGUUCCUGGCCUAGUACCCACCUUGCUGCUCGGCCUGCUGGCCGGCCUCCAACAGGCUGCAGCCACAUGUGGCCUCUUCUUCACCUGCCCUAAAGGGUUCAGCUGCUGUGGUAACAGCUGCUGCCAACAGUACCAGCCAGAGCAGUUCCAGCUCUUCUCUGGCCCCUUGAGGAUCUUUGUCAUCGUCUUUCUGAUCAUCAUACCCCUCUUGUGCAUCUGUGGCCUGGCUAAGCGCUUCUGUCGCAACUGCAGAAAGUCGGAGCAGGACCCCCCAACGGAUCAUGAGGGGCCCCCAGAACGGCCCCCCGUUACUCCCGCAGAGAGGGUCACAGCGUCCAUUUGUGAGCCCCCACCCCCCUACAGCGAGAUUAUCCUGAAGGCCGUCGUGGGUCUGCCCCCCGUGGAGCCACCCCCUCCCUACAGCUUCAGGCCUGAAGAACACUCCGGGGUGCGCAGCGGCAUCGACAACCCCGCCUUCUGA
Globicephala melas (long-finned pilot whale) is the source of this 495-nucleotide messenger RNA. It is a transcript of the gene TMEM92, whose product is annotated as transmembrane protein 92. Lineage: Eukaryota; Metazoa; Chordata; Mammalia; Artiodactyla; Delphinidae. Gene Ontology annotation, cellular component: nucleoplasm. The record is from RefSeq and is a predicted model, not a curated record.